AUGCGUUUCAUUUUAUUGAAUUUUUAUUCUUUAGGUGUUGAGAAAACUGAAGCCGUAUUUCACUUCGUUAUUCCACCUACUAAUCAGGAAGACAUCUUUUACAAGGCUGAAAUUAGAGUCAUUUUUCCGGACACUUACUGUCAACAACCGCUCACUCUUGACCUCUACUGGAUGUCUCAAAGGGGUGGAGUUUCAAAUGGUGGUGCCGUUUCUGAGAAAUCCUUUUUUGGGAGGAAGCAACUCAGCCGAUCGUGGUCAAUGUGCGAAAUAUCGGUCGACUGCACACAACUACUAGAAGUGGAUAGUUUCAACUCUGAUCAGAAAUAUUCAGUAUCUCUUGAACUAUUUUCUCAACAGGGAAACAUGUCACCCACUAUCCUACGUGUUCCCGAUGUGUCAAAAGUUGGAGUCUUUGCUGUUUUAUGUUAUACGAGCUCUCUCUUAUGCUCGGAAUCCAGCGCCAUCUUCCGUCAGAAACGACAAGUUCUUAAAACCGCUAGGAAACAGUCUUUUGUAACCAAACAAAACAUGAAAUUGGAGGCUGAGCACUGCUCAAGAAAGCCUCUUUAUGUCGAUAUGCAUGAUAUUGGCUGGGAUAACUGGGUUAUUUCUCCGAAAGGUUUCUUGGCUAAUCAAUGUGAGGGACAAUGCCCUUUUCCAAUCAGCGAGCAUUUAAACGGAACCAAUCACGCCCUUAUUCGAAGCCUACUCCACACAUUUAGUCCUGACGUCGAGCCAGCUUGCUGUGUACCUAUCACAUUGAAGCCCGUAACACUUCUUUACAUAGACGACCAUAACAACGUUGUCCUACGUCAAUAUGAAAAUAUGGCAGUGGAAGAAUGUGGAUGUCGCUAA
This is a messenger RNA of Limulus polyphemus (Atlantic horseshoe crab), 855 nucleotides long. Its product is annotated as univin-like. NCBI's taxonomy places the organism in Eukaryota, Metazoa, Arthropoda, Merostomata, Xiphosura, Limulidae. Gene Ontology annotation, biological process: SMAD protein signal transduction. Bases 1 to 855 code for a protein of 284 amino acids. Gene Ontology annotation, molecular function: cytokine activity; growth factor activity. The transcript has a single exon. Gene Ontology annotation, cellular component: extracellular region. The record is from RefSeq and is a predicted model, not a curated record.